Messenger RNA from Exophiala xenobiotica, 4750 nucleotides. RefSeq lists its product as uncharacterized. Gene Ontology annotation, cellular component: membrane. Lineage: Eukaryota; Fungi; Ascomycota; Eurotiomycetes; Chaetothyriales; Herpotrichiellaceae. The record is from RefSeq and is a predicted model, not a curated record. The coding region runs from base 1 to 4431 and encodes 1476 amino acids. The transcript has 2 exons. Gene Ontology annotation, molecular function: ABC-type transporter activity; ATP binding; ATP hydrolysis activity. Gene Ontology annotation, biological process: transmembrane transport.
AUGGACCAUUUGCUACUGUCUAACAGUUCCGAUGCCGUGUUCGGCCCUGCUUAUUCUGGUGCGCUGAGAGACUUCGAUUUCACGCUCUUGUUUGACGACACCAUCCUGACCAUUGUACCUGCCACGAUCUUCCUUAUUGCAGCUGGCGCAAGAGCGAUAUGGCUCACAAGCAAGCCCAACAAAGUCUCGACGUCCUUCAGUCGUCUGACUAAACUGGUCCUGCUAUCAGCUUUUGCAACGAUACAAUUGACCGUUCUGCUGGCUCGGGCGACGAACUUAGAGAUCGCGACAAAAGCUUCGGUCGCUGCAGCUGCACUUGAUUUUUCAGCUGCCUGUGUGUUGUUCAUGCUCUCAUGUUACGAGCAUUCGCGAUCAAUAACACCCUCGACAAUCAUUGGGCUUUAUCUGAUAAUCUCGUUCCCAUUCGAUGCAGUCCGACUUCGGACCUUCUCUUUGCUCCGUGGUUCAGCGGUCAGAGGCAUAGCAAAUUUGCUAUCGCUCUCGCUGGCCAUCAAAUUCGUGGUCCUGGUAACCGAGGCCGUCGAGAAGCGAAGCAUUCUCCUGGAACCAUAUCGUGACUUACCGCCUGAAGCCACCAGCGGCAUUUACAGCAGAUCAGUCUUGUGGUGGCUCAAUCCUUUGCUCAGGAUAGGCUUCGGGAAAACGUUGAGCGUUGACGACCUCUAUAACCUUGACGAUAAGCUCUUGUCCGCCAAUGUCCAAGGCAGGUUCUCAGACAAGUGGACUGCAGUGAAAGAACCCGGUCGCCUCGGUCUGGUGUCGACUGUUAUCAGCGUCUUGAAAUGGCAGCUGCUAAUAUCGGCCGUUCCUCGACUUCUGCUAAGUGCGGUCAUGUUCGCCCAGCCGUUCUUGGUUCAAGAGACUAUCAACUACCUCCAGGACCGAGACAGCCAAACACCUUCUGUGGGUUGGGGUCUUGUGGGUGCAUAUUUCUUGGUUUAUUUUGUCGGGGCAAUCCUCAAGGCGGCAUACCAACAUCUGCUGAAUCGAUGCGUUGUUCAGGUCCGUGGUGGGCUGGUCUGCCUUCUCUACCGGAAAACCCUUGACCUCAGCAUAGCAUCGAUCGAUCCAAUGGUGUCCUUGACUUUGAUGUCUUCCGACAUAGAGAGGAUCGUCAUGCCCCUACAACUUCUCCACGAUGCGUGGGGCGGUAUUGUCGACCUUGGGUUGGGUAUGUACUUGCUGUAUCGAAACCUGGGAAGCGCUUGCUAUGCUCCGGCGAUAGUUUAUGUGCUCCUGGCGCUGGGUACGACUUGGGUCACGAAAGUUAUCUCAUCAUUCCAGAAACGAUGGCUUGCUGCAAUUGAAAUCCGUGUCUCCUUUACCUCAGCACUCCUACACUCAAUCAGGAACGUCAAGCUCUUAGGCCUGUCGUCCAUCAUCAAGGAUCGUACUCAGGAUCUUCGGCAGAGGGAAAUCAAUGAGUGCAAGCAAUUUCGAGUCAUCAACAAUGUCCAAAUUGUUAUUCAGAAUGGACCCAGUAUCUUUGCGCCUUUCGGUACAUUCCUGAUGUACUAUCUCCGCGCAAGAGCCUCUGGACAACCCUUGGACCUGGGAGUCGCAUUCAGCGUCCUUACCAUCUUGCGCCUGGUCCAAGGUCCAUUGAACACUCUGUUCUGGGUAACCCCAAAGUUGUCGUCCUCUCUCUCGUGCUUUGACAGGAUCCAGCAAUAUCUGCUCGCACCAUCUCGGCACGAUAACCGACUCUUAUUCGAAGAUGUAUACGCCUGGAGAGGCGUUCCUGAAAGAACGUCCUGUGAGCCAGAGUCCUUAGAGAUGAUGCCGCUCGGAACCGUGAGCCGGCAUCCUGCUGAUGAGGCCGUUGGGCUGCGAAAUUGCUCCUUCGGGUGGGAAGAGAGUGCCCAACCCGUGGUACAAGAUGUUGACCUCUCUAUCCAAGCAGGUCUAUUCACAAUGGUUAUUGGCCCGGUAGGAAGCGGCAAAUCCACGCUGCUCAAGGGGAUUCUCGGUGAAACUCCCUUGUCAGGAGGUUUCGUGUACCUUCGAAAGCAUUCGGUCGCUUUUGCCGACCAAGACUCUUGGGUUCAAAACACUACGGUAAGAGAUGCAAUCCGAGGUCCAGGGUCGAGAGACAUAUCAUCCGCCGACGACAUCUGGUAUCAUGAAGUUGUCUCCUGUUGUGGAUUGCUCGAAGAUAUCAAGCUCUUUCCAAAAGGCGAGAAGACUUUGAUAGGAUCCAAGGGAAUAUCCUUGAGUGGUGGUCAGAAGCAAAGGCUAGCGCUCGCAAGGGCGGUCUAUGCCAAAGCAGACUUACUCAUACUGGAUGACGUGUUCUCCGGUCUCGACAACGACACAGAAGAAUUGAUCUUCCGAAGGCUGUUCAGUCGAGCGGGCCCAUUGCGACGCCUGGAGACCACCGUCAUAAUGGUGACCCAUGCAGUCCACCGACUCCCGUAUGCAGACCUCGUUGUGUGCCUCGAUGUUGACGGCCGGGUAAGCGAACAGGGCAGCUAUGAUGCCCUCGUCAGGAGCGGAGGCUACGUCCAUGGCCUACAAGUGCGGUUCAAACAAGAGCAGCAAAGUCAGGACAGAGGAGAUCUGCAGCCUACACUCGAUGCUGCACAGCCUGGCUAUGAGCCCGGCCCAGCAGUGCCUGUCCCUGAGAGUGAUGGAGAUGCCCAAGACUUGAUCAGGCGGACAGGCGAAUGGAGCACUUACAAGCACUACUUCAAAUCUUGUGGGUAUAUUUCCAGUAUCUUGUCAUUCACAUGGGCCAUGAUAUGGAUGUUGGCUGUGAAUACACCCGGCAUUCUCGUCAAAUUCUUUGCAGAUGGUAACGAUGAAGGUGGGGCCGAGCAGACGACAAUUUUCAUCUCCAUCUUUGGCGUCACAACCAUCAUUGCGGCGAUCGCGGUUAUCUUACUUGGAUACCAGAUAUUCCUUGACAUGCAACCGAAGUCGUCCAGCAAUUUGCACCUCAGUCUGCUGGAGACCGUCCUCAAUGCGCCUCUGGCGUUCUUCACACGUACGGACGUUGGCGCGAUCACCAACCGCUUUAGUCAAGAUAUGGCUCUAGUGGACAACGACUUGCCCUAUGCUUAUGCGGACGCCACCUUGUCACUUGCCUCUUGUCUGAUGGGGAUGGGGCUCAUGGUUGCCUCUGGUACAGGCUACUUUGCUGCAGUGGUACCGGUCCUGGUUGCGGCGUUGUACUGCGUCCAGAAAUACUAUCUCCGAACGAGCAGGCAGAUGAGACUUCUCGAUCUGGAAAAGAAAGCCCCGUUGUAUACGUGGUUUAGCGAGACAGCUUCCGGGUUGACGAGUGUUCGUGCAUUCGGCUGGACCGAGAAGUUCUCGGAACGAAGUUUGGAGCUCCUGGAUCAAAGCCAACGACCGUUUUACUUCAUGUUUUGUAUCCAGAGGUGGCUGGCGAUUGUGCUCAAUCUGAUGGUCACGAUCAUGGUGACCAUCCUAAUGGUGAUCGUCGUGGUACAACGACAGUCCAUCCAACCCGGUCUUGUCGGACUAGGUCUGCUGAGCACAGUCGAUCUGAGCGAAAGUCUGACCAACCUCGUCACGAAUUGGACGAACUUGGAAACCAGUAUCGGUGCAAUAUCCCGGUUGAAAGAUUUCGUCCGCACUACCAAGUCCGAGCACAGAGACGAGGAAGUCGAAAUGGUUGACAGGCGAUGGCCAGAGAACGGUAAUGUCACAAUAUCCAGCUUCGGUGCCAGCUACUCAGAAGACUCGGCUCUUGUUCUCAAGAACAUCGACCUCAAAAUCGAACGCGGAGAGAAGGUGGGUGUCUGUGGCAGGUCAGGCAGCGGCAAGAGCUCUUUGCUUGCAAGCCUUUUCCACUUGCUGGAAUUUCGCACUGGACAGAUCGAGAUCGACGGUGUGGACAUAUCUCGCUUACCACGGGACACGCUGCGCGCAAAGAUCAAUGUCAUCCCCCAGGAACCAUGGUGGGUGACCACUGAUACGGUCCGGUUCAACAUGGACCCAUGGAACGCCGCGAAUGCAGAGUUCGACACCCCACUCGAACGGAGUCAGCAAUACGAGAGAUUCAUUCUCGCUCUGACACAGUGCCAGAUAUGGCAUGUCGUCCAAGCCAAAGGCGGUCUCGACGCCAUCAUGACGCCAGACUUCCUUAGCCACGGCCAGAGGCAGCUGUUCUGUCUGGCCAGGGCGUUGGUCCGGCGCAGUAAACUCGUGGUCCUGGACGAAGUGAGUGCCAACGUCGAUGUCAAGACGGACGAGCUCAUGCAGAAGAUCAUCCGGGAACGGUUCCAUGAUUGCACCAUCAUCGCAGUGGCACACCGCUUGAACACCAUUGACGACAGUGAUCGGGUCGUCGUGUUGAGUCAAGGGAGAGCCGUGGAGGUCGGCGAGCCCCCAAAGCUGCUACAAACACAGGGCAGUUGGUUCAAAGAGUUGUACGAAUCGUAACGACGUGGUGCUGGAACCCGCGCCCCUCGGCAAUCCUGAGUCUCUCGUCGGAGGUAAUUUUUCAUUUGUUUCGUCUCAAUGCGACAGUGUCAGCAACACAAUAGGAUGAAACCCGAUACCUAGCGACGAAAGCGGCUAUGAGUCCAUUCUACCGUUUAUUUGAUGCUACAGAUCGUCCUCUUGCUGGGUCCACCAGCAGCUCGACAAGUUUUCUCCCACUCAACAUCCGGGCCGGAAGUAUUGUAGUACACAACAAUGCUCUUGAUGGUCAUGAAGACGUCUGUAGUGCUCGGCGUACCACUCCACCACUUGUUCCCAU